CCGGCGACACCCGACUGAGCGCCUGGUCUGUCCGGAGGAAGUGCUAUCUGCGGCUGGCCCGGGACUCUGCAGGGGAUGCCGCUUCCUCCCGCCCCGUCCGCUCUAUGUGGUCACCCAGUGGAGUGAUAGUGCAGGGCGGCGGCCGUCGGUCACCGCAGUGCAUGGUGGCGGCGCGAUGGCGCGACACGUCUCUCACCUGAUCCUGCUGCUGCUGCUGCUGCUGCUCACCGUUAUCGCGCGCAGCGUCUGCCAGAGUACCAUAAGCCUGGGAUACCAGGACCCGCCAGACUGCACGCUCCCCGGACAACGCAACAUAGAAAACCGUGAUGUCGGAACAAACUUCAGCGUAACCUGCCUACCAGAGUGCAUCAAUUCUUCGUUGGCCAUACAGUCACCGGGACGGGAGGCUGUAUAUGGAACACGAGUUUACAGUCUGGACUCGGACCUGUGCCUGGCGGCCGUGCACGACGCACGACUGCCGCACCCGAGCCGGAUGGCCGGGCCCACCGCCGUCCUGCUGACCCUGGUCCAGUACGGUGGCACGUUUGUGGCCAGCUUUCGACGAGGAGUCAGCAGUGCCAGUCGCGCCUACCAAUACCAGCAGCUGGGAGUCCAGUUCACCAGUGACUGGGUACAGGAGGCGGUUCCGGAUAUAACGACCGUCCACACCAACUUCAGACGAGAACGAGGACCUGCAUACGUGCGAUGUCAUGUCGGCUCGCCCUACCAGCUGUCAGAGGCUGCCAUAUACCGAGUCUCUGGUGGACAGGCCGAGGCGCAUGCUUUGAACGUGGGUGCUGACAAUGAUUAUGUGUCUUUGACCCACAACCGUGAGAAGAAUGAUCCUCCGGAAGUUUUUCUCUGCCGCUUGAAAGCCUCAGCGUACUCCGACACAACUACUUUUGCGUACAGUCCUGAACCAUACUUUGAACCAAUUGAUAAGAUGUAUUGGUCAAGUGCUGGGAGUGACGUAACAAUCGGGUCACUUCCAUCGCGUGGAGCGCCGACCUGGUUUGGAGCAGGGUUCAGAGGCAUCACGCGCCAGGGAACUGGCCUGCUAGCUCGUGAGCUGAUCUUCAGAAACGUCAGGCUAGAGCAGAGCGGCGUCUAUUUGAUGGCAUACAGCCAGGAAUAUCACCCACACUCUUCAGCCACGAGACUCAUAGUGAGAGCCUGUCCUGAGGAUUUCUUCGGAGCUGCCUGCGACAGACGGUGCCCGCAUUGUUUGCACGGAGGCCGGUGCCACGAGGCGACGGGUCAAUGCGUCUGUCCACCCGGCUUUAUUGGAUUUCAAUGCGAAAUCGGAUGCGGCGAGUCUCUGCUCGGCAUGACCUGCUCCUGGAGGUGUCCACGGGACGAUUGCCGGGGUCGUCUCCUCUGCGCGCCCGACCCCUAUGGCUGCUCCUGUGGACCAGGCUGGAGAGGAAAUGACUGUUCUCGCGGCUGUCCUCAGGGAUCAUACGGGCCGGACUGCGCGUUUCAGUGUGGCCACUGCAGAUUUAGUAGCUGCGAUAAAUUCACAGGACGCUGCGAUCAAGGAUGUAACCGAAAUGACGUCUCACCACCCCUGUGCCAGGAGUUACAGUGGCCCUGGUUUCGCGAUCCGCCGGAAAUUCUCACGGCCGGCUUCACGAGCAUCACGAUCCGACACCGUCGCUGGACGCGUCGGUACGACAACGGCUACGGCAACGGCACGAUGCUGACGUACAUCGGCCAGAUACGGGAGGCGGUCGGAGGGAGGCCGUGGAGCUCCGACCCCGCCGGUGCCGGAGUCCGAGACGACAGCCUCGCCGGGGAUGAAUUUCAACUGAAAUUCGGUAACUUGAAGCCUGACACCAGCUAUUUGGUGAGAAUCGUCAUAAGAGAAAUGCCAUUGAACGCCCAACAGGACAGCGAUGAGCUUAUACCGUAUGAAGAAGCGCUCACCGAUUGUGAAGCUCCCAACAGCGUCGGUGGCAUAUUGACCAACGAGCUCACAGACACAUCGGCCACAUUCACGCUCGAGGACAUCUCAAACAAGCAAACAGCGUGUGCAUACAAGUUGAACGCCACUCUGAGUGCCCAGACAGCUGAGGGUGCCGGGCUAUCACGUCUCAUCGAUUCCGCUCGCUCUCUAAGAGUUCAGUUCACCGGUCUGACGCCGUUCACGGAGUACACGCUGACAGUGUUUGCCGUCAGCCGAAAGGGGUCGUCGCCGCCACACAGCGAGGUCUUUCGAACUUUGCAAGGAGCUCCGUCACAGGUAACACAGCUGCGGCACUUUGAACUACUUCCCGGAAGAUUUUCAAUCGCGUGGAAUGAACCAACAAAUCCCAACGGAAUCAUUGGUGCCUAUCAAGUUCUUAUACAGCAUUUACGCUUCACAGCAUGUGGCACGAGCACUCCGCAAAGAGAUUCAACAGAUGUCCUACACAUAAACACCACGGAACUUGGCUUGGAGGUACCGCUCAAGCACAACUACUCUGUCUAUUCAGUGUCGGUGUUCGCGUUCACUGUGAAAUCAGGCGGCGGGGCCUACGACACCAUCAGAACCGGACGAACAGUGCCCGGAGUCACUGCACAGGUUUCUGUCACCGAGCAAAGAGAAUCUGUCUACCUUACUUGGACGUGGCCGGGCUGCUCCACAUGGGGAGACGACGCAGGAAACAUCCGACUCCUCGUCACCAUUCGAGGAGUAGACCAAUGGAAUCAAGGGUCAAGAGUGAUAAACUACACGACACCGGGCUCCUACAUUUACGGCCUGACGCCGUUUUCCAACUACGUACUUAUUGUUGGCACCUGUAACUCAGUCGGUUGCAAUCAAACUAUGCAAGAAAUCACCUUUGAAACCCUCGAGUCAGAGCCUGGCAUACCCGUCAAUGUCACUGGUGUGGGGGUGGCUCCGACCAGCCUGACCAUCGGAUGGGACCCACCGGUGCCGCCUCUCAGUCGUAUCGCCAGCUACACGGUGUGCUGGAACGGCUGUUAUUAUUUCACCAAAAUGUCCGUCUCGGCGGACGAGGCGUGCUCCUCUGAGGACCUCAGCCGGCCCCGCUGCCGCGCCAAAAUCACCGAUCUCCGUGAGGACACAGAGUACUCAGUGACGGUGUAUGCAACCAGUGCGAAUGAGGCGUCUGGUCACCGUUCCACCGCCGUUAGGCUACAAACUGGUGAAGGAGCCCCGGGGCUACCACGGGACCUGAGGUUCACCAACCGCAGCCAGACCAUGCUCAACGUCUCCUGGCUGGAGCCGGAGGAAAAGAACGGCCGUCUGCUCCAGUUCCGGCUGAACGUCUCUGCUGACGAGUCCGGCUCUGGAAGGCGCCUCAGACGGGCCGCUGGCGCGCGCACCUUCACCCUGCCGGCCCGGCAACGGGACGGCCGCCAGUUGAACGACGACACACCGUACAGCCAGCUGGUGGAGGGCCUGUCUCCCGGCACCGCGUACCGUCUGGAGGUAGCCGCCAGCACGUCGGCCGGCUUCGGCAGCUGGGCGAGCGUGGUGGUACACACCCUGGUGGCGGCACCGACGGUCCGCGAGCAGCCCAGGGUGGUGCCCGAGCGCACCACGGACACCACCGUGCAGCUGGUGCUGCCGGCAGCCGAGAGCGGCGGCGGCCCGCUCUCCAGCUACCUGGUGCUGGUGGCCACCGCCGAGGGGUUCGACGCGGUCCAGGUGGUGCCGAGCGCCCUGCCCAACGCAGAGGAGAGCGAGAAAGACGAGCUGGGCUACUACGUCACGGCCGCCCUGGAGCCGGAGCGAGUGCAGCGAGACAGCACGUUCGUGGUCGGUGACGGGCGAUACUACAACAGCACCGAGACGCCGUAUCUGAACCAGCCGCUGACCACCGGCGACAAGUACUGGUUCGGCGUGGCCGUUAUCUCCCGGAUCGACGACGACAACGAGCAGCUGGCCUUCCAGCAGAUCGGAGAGUCCAUCGUCGUCCUUCGACCUCCAGCAUCACCGGUUCUGCCCGUUCUUCUCGCUUUUCUGUCUCUUGCCCUGUUUGUCCUAUUGGUGGCAGCAAUCGCCUACCGGAAACGCAUUAAAAGCGCGAUAUUCAAAAACUCUGGAAACCGGAAUGAAGCCGAUGUUCCUUUGGAAGAUGUGCGAAAUCUCGAGAAGCCAGUGAAGAUCGAAAACGAAGAUAUGGAAGACGAAGAAGCAAUAUAUGCCAACGAGCAGCCGAUGCAGAUAAACUUCACCAGGAUCGAGCUGAAGGACCUGGCGGAGAGGGUCAGAGCCGACGUGGCGUCCGGCCAGCUGAUGGCUCAGUUGCAGAACGUGCCGCACGGCCUGACCAGGCCCUGCACCCGAGGUCAACUCGCAGAGAACAAACACAAAAACAGAUACAUAAACCUGCUGCCCUACGAUGAAUCCCGUGUCGUGCUCGAGAAGGUACCGGGCGACGAUUUCUCAGACUACAUAAACGCCAACUUCGUUGAGGGGUACAAUCGCCCACGUGGCUAUAUCGCCUGUCAGGGCCCCAAGAAGGAGACCAAGUACGAUUUCUGGCGCAUGGUGUGGCAAGAGAAGGUCGCUCGCAUUGUCAUGGUCACCAAUCUGGUCGAGGGUGGAAAACGCAAGUGCGACGAGUACUGGCCCACGGAAAGGCGGCUCCGUCUGCCUGGCAUGAAGGUUUCUCUCGAGAUGGUGCAAGAGUACAGCGACUUCAUUGUGCGGACAUUCUCCAUCAAUCAUGGAAAUCUCAACAGAGUGGUGACCCAGUUCCACUACACGGCCUGGCCGGAUCACAGCGUGCCACUGUACCCCUCAUCGCUGGCCAAGUUCAUCAGGACGGUGAACGGCGUCAAUGAUCAGGCCGCCCCAACCGUGGUCCACUGUAGCGCCGGCGUGGGUCGAACUGGCACCGUGAUCCUGAUCGACAGCAUGUACCAGAUGGGACAGCGCGAGCAAGCGGUGGACGUGGCCUCCCACCUGGCCGUCAUCCGCCAGCAGCGGGCCAACCUGUGCGCCAACCUGGCCCAGUACCAGCUGGUGCACCAGGUGCUCGUCGAGCUGCUCGUGUCUCCGUCGAUGGCGGUGCCGGCCGCCCAGCUGGCCGCCCGGCUGCCGCAGCUGCGCGCGCCCGGCCCGGCCGGAGGUCCCUCGCAGGUCGAGCAGCAGCUCAGCUACCUGGAGCAACACCGACCUGUGGCCACUCACUUCAGCCUCGGCGGUCUCCAGCUGGAGGGCAAAAACCGGUCACCGGACGUGCUGCCAGACGACUCGAGUCGCGUGUUCUUGGAUCCGAAGAUAAAGGACAACUACAUCAACGCAGUGUUCGUGCAGGGGUACAAGAGGCAAGAUGCCUUCAUCGCAACGGAGGCUCCCCUUCCGGCCAGGAAAUACGUCUUCUGGCAGAUGGUGGUUCAAAAGCGGUCCCGAAUCAUUGUCAUUAUGAACGACCUUGAAGAGGAAGACGUGUUCUGGCCUACCGAAGGACAAGCCGACGUCUACCGCGACGUGGAAGUACAGAGCAGCGGCGAAACGGCGUCUGACGGCAUUAUCACAGUCAGCCUCAAGAUACUGUGUUUUGAAUCUGGCCAGAUGACCGAAACAAUCGACGUCACCGUACUGGUGCUGGCCGGCGCUGAGGAGGGCGGUGCGCGGCGACGCCCCAGCCUUCCCCGGGCGGCGGAGCUCCUACAACUGUACAGCGCCUACAUGCGGUCGGCGGCACCGCUGGGCGCGCUCCCCGCCGUGGUCGUCUGCAGGAACGGCGUGUCCGGGUGCGGCCUGUUCCUGACGGUGUGUUUCGAGCUGGAGCACCUGAGCGAGGAACAGGAGCUGGACGUGGCGAUGGCGGUGUCGGUGGUGCGCCGCAGUCGGCCACAGUUCAUCACAGGCCUGGAGCAGUACCAGCUUUGCUACGAUGUGGCUUUGUCGUGGCUGGACGCAUUCGCAACCUACGCGAAUUUCCAGUGACUGGUCUGAAGUAUCAGUGCUCGGGCUGCGCUUCAGCAACAAGAGGGGUUCGAAAAGCAGUGCCCCGGCUUCCCUUUCACCUGUUUGUGAUAUACAGGACAUGUUGGCCAAAGAAAGACAGGCACACCAGCAUAUAAGUAUCUUUGCAUGCGGACGCGCGCCAGGGACCCGCGAUAUUAUCUAUAGUUACGUGCGGGUUCGUUUCACGCGUGAAUAUUUCCUGUUUUAGGACUUCAAUGUAAUCGUGACCAUUGAGCUGGUUAUUAGUAAUACGUGAUUACACCAGAAUGAGAGCUUGGCUUAUAUUUGUAGCAGUAAUUCUUCGCAGAUCACUCAGUUCGUCAUAUGCCUGGGUGUCGCUUAUCAGUUAGUAUUGUCUGCAUUAUGUGUGCAUGGAAUAUAUAGUGAUGUUGUUAAUGCCUCCGCGCCAAUACUCGCCCCUGGAGCCAAAUGUCCUUCAACUGCUCUUACAUAUCCGAGCUUUUCGCUACCUUACCAUAGUCACGCAUGACAUAUGUUUGAUGUUUUAUGCUUCGGUGUCAUUGCGCGAUGUCUGUAAGGCAUAUGCUUAUGUUAUAAAACUUUCAAUACAAGAUAUCAGAUAUAGA
Molecule: messenger RNA, 6516 nt
Organism: Amphibalanus amphitrite
Lineage: Eukaryota; Metazoa; Arthropoda; Thecostraca; Balanomorpha; Balanidae
Product: receptor-type tyrosine-protein phosphatase T-like
Exons: 37
Coding region: 176-5908 (1910 amino acids)
Biological process (GO): protein dephosphorylation
Molecular function (GO): protein tyrosine phosphatase activity; protein binding
Source: RefSeq, a predicted model, not a curated record